ACUUGGCAAUCACUAUUUUAGUUCCAAACCCAUUGGUACACAGCUAUCCCUCUGGUAACUAUCAGUACCAAGUAGUUUGUCAAAAAAUGGCUUUUGAAAAAAUCCUUGUGAUGAUUGCCAUAUUCACCAUCUUGGGGACCUUGGCAUCCCAAGCCACAUCUCGCGCAUUGUACAAAGCUUCCAUUGCUGAGAAACAUGAGCAAUGGAUGGCCGAGUAUGGGCGUGUCUACCCGGACAGCACAGAGAAGGAAAGACGUUUUACCAUAUUCAAGAAGAAUGUAGAGUUUGUGGAGAAAUUCAACAAUGACAGGGAAAAGACGUACAAGUUAAGCGUCAAUCAGUUCUCUGAUAUGACCAAUGAAGAAUUCCUCAGACAUCAUACUGGAUACAAAACGCCUGCCGGCACCAGUUUAACAUCCUCAUCCGAAGAUAAGUCCUUUAUAUACCGAAGCCUGUCCAUUGAUGAUAUUCCAGCUAGCCUUGACUGGAGCGAACAAGGAGCCGUCACCUCUAUUAAGGAUCAAGGUUCAUGUAAUGUUUGCUGGGCAUUUGCUGCGGCGGCAGCCGUGGAAGGGAUUACGAAAAUCAAAACCGGCCAAUUGGUCUCGCUGUCUGAGCAACAACUUUUGGAGUGUGACCGUAACAUCGGCUGCGAUAGCGGUGACAUCCGAUCAGCUUUUGAAUACAUAAAGACAAAUGGAGGAAUUGCUAGUGAAGAAAAGUACCCAUACCUGAGCACUCCUGACAUGUUAACGGUCCAAGAAUGCGACACUCGAAAGGAAACUAUGCAAGCUGCCCGGAUAACUGGUUAUGAAAAUGUAACACCCAACAAUCAAAAUGCUCUACUCAAGGCUGUUUCCAUGCAACCAGUCGCGACUGCCAUCGACAGUCAUGGAAUGGAAUUUCGGUCAUACGGAGGUGGAGUGUUUAAAGGUCCUUGCGGUCAGACACUGAACCAUGCUGUCACAAUUAUUGGGUACGGGACAGACAACGGCACCAACUACUGGCUAAUUAAGAAUUCAUGGGGGGACAAGUGGGGUGAAAAGGGCUACAUGAGAAUUCUUAGAACUGAAACUAACGGUGCAGGUCUUUGUGGCCUUGCUAUGUAUGCUUCCUAUCCGAUUGUGUGACUAUAUCAAACUAGUACUAUGAAAGUAUAUUUCUUAUGUGUAA
This is a messenger RNA of Rosa chinensis, 1173 nucleotides long. Its product is annotated as ervatamin-B. Gene Ontology annotation, molecular function: cysteine-type endopeptidase activity. Gene Ontology annotation, cellular component: lysosome. Lineage: Eukaryota; Viridiplantae; Streptophyta; Magnoliopsida; Rosales; Rosaceae. The transcript has 2 exons. The coding region runs from base 87 to 1130 and encodes 347 amino acids. The record is from RefSeq and is a predicted model, not a curated record.